Messenger RNA from Pieris brassicae (large cabbage white), 3968 nucleotides. RefSeq names its product serine/threonine-protein kinase STK11 (gene Lkb1). Gene Ontology annotation, biological process: glucose homeostasis; intracellular signal transduction; protein phosphorylation. Bases 1055 to 2389 code for a protein of 444 amino acids. The record is from RefSeq and is a predicted model, not a curated record. Gene Ontology annotation, cellular component: cytoplasm. The transcript has 6 exons. Gene Ontology annotation, molecular function: protein serine/threonine kinase activity; ATP binding; protein kinase activator activity. Lineage: Eukaryota; Metazoa; Arthropoda; Insecta; Lepidoptera; Pieridae.
UUCGCGAUGUCCAAACUUACCGCCAGCGCCUCCCCCUUGGACUCAAUUCUAACUAACUAACUUAAAUUCUGUGAACGAAUAAAAUAGGAUUAUCUUAGAACUGUUAUGCUUUUGUAUCUUGAAUCAACAUAACUACAUACGAAAAAACCAAUCACACUCUCGACUUAGUAUUCAGUUACCUUUGUGAAAAUAGCCUUCAAAAGGCUUGAGCAUAGUGGACAUGCACCAUCCUGCUUUUAUGAUCGUGGUUGAUGUUCCUGACCCCUUUCGACAACCAUACAUGCAUACGGGACAUAUUAAAUAUCUACUAUAAAAUGAAUUUCACACAUUACUUGACGCCGGUUUUCAGCGACACGGUGGUUCUUCCCUGUGGAAGCCCGAAAGGAACAGCAUAGCACUCAUACAAGGGGGUUAGCCUACAAGUCAUUUGACCAGUGUAAUUAGGUGCGAACGGGUUUAUGUACCUAAUUAAUUUUGAAUAUGUCGUGAAUCAUUAACAGAACCAAAUCAAAUAAGUUACGAUUACGUAUAUAAUUGUAUAUAGUGUUAAUAUACGACUAUGGUCUUCAUUCACUUGAUUCAUAAUAAAUUUAAUUAAAAUAAAUAACUUAUGUUUGUGUUUAUUUAACGAAUACAUAGGAUACAUGACUUGUUGUAAGAAAGGGUGUUAUACUUUCAUUUCAUUUCUUUUUAUGGAUUCGCUUCAACUUCUAUACUAUGACAUUGUAUUAUCUAUGCACAUGCUGUUAUAAUAAUGAUUCUAUGGCCUAGAUCUUUGACAGAGUUUUGCACUUGAAAGUUGUCAUUGUUGAGUGUCACUUUUGAGGUUUUGUUUCAUUUCUCAAAGCUGUUCAUUUUACGAACCAUUUAUUUAUCUCUUUUAUUUACACAUUCAUAAUAUUAUUCUUUCAUACAUAUGUAGCUUUUUAACGUUACGUAAAUUUCUAUUGAUGAAAUGAACAAGAUUUUUAUAUUUUGAAAAAUGUGUAAUUUUACAUCUAUAGUUCUAGUUUGAACGUUGAAUAAUUUUACAAAUGCCCUGUUGUGAUAGAUAAUGGAUCCAAGAAUGUGCAGAAAAAUCAGUAGCAGUGAAAGUCUUCCAGAUGUUGACAAUGAGGAAUUUGAAGUAUCAAAUAUCAUCGCACCGCAAGAAAGCGAGGAUAAUUUUCUUUUGGAGGGCAGCCCAGAACCACAAACCGUGACCUGGCUUGACGACGAUCAAAUUGAAGAUCUUAAUUUAGACCAAACUAACCUAUUUUUUCAUAGAGUUGAUAGUGCUGAUAUAAUUUAUAGAAGCAAGAAAAAAAAGUGUAAAUUGGUAGGCAAAUAUGUAAUGGGUGAUAUAUUAGGGGAAGGUUCCUAUGGAAAAGUUAAAGAAAUGUUAGAUUCUGAGACUCUGUGUAGGCGUGCUGUGAAGAUUUUAAAGAAACGAAAGUUGCGGAGGAUCCCUAAUGGUGAACAAAAUGUUCAGAGAGAGAUUCAAUUGUUGCGAAUACUUAGGCAUAAAAAUGUGAUAGAACUAGUCGAUGUUAUGUACAAUGAUGAAAAGCAGAAGAUGUAUCUAGUUAUGGAGUUUUGUGUUGGUGUUCUUCAAGAUAUGUUAGAAUCAAGUCCUGGAAAGAAGUUUCCUCAGCAUCAAGCACAUGAAUAUUUUACUCAGCUCCUUGAUGGCUUAGAAUAUUUACAUGGUCAAGGUGUGGUGCAUAAAGAUAUUAAACCAGGAAAUCUGCUUUUGACACUGGACCAAACAUUAAAGAUAACUGAUUUUGGAGUUGCUGAGGCUUUGGAUAUGUUCUCACCACAAGACACAUGCUAUACGGGACAAGGUUCACCAGCCUUUCAGCCUCCAGAAAUUGCAAAUGGUGCCGAGACCUUUUCAGGCACCAAAGUAGAUAUAUGGAGUAGCGGUGUCACGUUAUACAACAUGACAACGGGGCGGUAUCCGUACGAGGGCGACAACGUGUAUCGGUUGCUGGAGGCCAUCGGGAGGGCCGAACCGCUGCCUCCGCCCACGUGCGUCGGGAGCUCCCUCUCCGCCCUCUUGGUGCACAUGCUCAAGAGGGACCCGGACCUGAGGCCCAGCGUGCAGCAGAUCAGGCGGCACGACUGGGUGCGGUCGAUCCCGCCCCUCGUGCCGGGCGAGAGGAUCGUCCAGCCUCGGUCGCGCCGGUCCGACGAGUCGCACAGCUCAACCGUCAUCCCGUACCUCGUCGAGAGGCACUACGUGUCCGCGCAGGAGUACUUCACCGAGAGAGAUCUGAGACACGAGUUGGGCGGCGGCGGUUCCGGGAGCCUCUCGACGGCGGAGCUGUCGGAGGGCGAGUCCGCGCAGGGCAAGAGGCGCUGGCACUCGUCGUGCGGCCGCCUGCCCUCGUGUCGCCUCACGUGAUGGUACUCCGAGGCGUCGGGUUCGCUUGUGUUCUCUUAGCGAUUACUAAAUUUUUGUUUGACGUCACUUGGUACGUUCAAGGUACGUUCGAACGUACCUUCAGAGAACUGAAGAAUUCAUUUAGAGAUUAAAAACGCGGUCGUAAAAUGUUCGGAAUCGUUUCGCCGCUGCAAUUGAUUAACUCGUGCAUUCGCUGACAUCGUUUGGAAUAUCGUGGAAAUGGAACGAGCCCGCCUCAAACGGUCCCCGGAUCGUUGCAGAAAAGUCCCACCGAUGAUUCAUAUUUUUGUAAAUAUUUAAUCAGUUCGGGCAGAAUCUCAACGUUGAAACGGUUCGCCUCAUUCGUCGAUAUUGUUACACUUAUUUUGGGCUACUUGAAAUUAAUUAGCCAUUAAUAGAGUUAUUCAUACUUUAAUCGAAUCGAACCAAUUCCAAUGAGACUGACGUUCGACUGUGUCUGAUUAAACGUUUUGCCAAUUCGAAUAAUGUUAUUGAAAUUGGCCGAACAGUGGUGAAAUGCGACUUCCAAAUAGUUGCCGAUUUGCAUUAAUUGUACAUUUUUAGAUUCGGCACUUUGUAUUUAAAUUACGCGUUUGACCUCAAUCUAAAAAUAUGUUCACGGUUUAAAUAAUUGUUGUUUUCUUUCUAUAAAAUGUUUUUUGCAUAUUUUUAGAAUUGUUAAGUACAAUUUUGCAAACGCUUCGUUCGCAGUCCAUUUCCAGGACCAUUUCUUCCGUUAAUUUAAAAUCACCACAGUAAUCCAAUUAAAAUAAACAUUAAUAUUAAAAUUUCAAUUUUUUUUCGAGGAUAUUUUCAACAUUUAACCUUUUCCUCCACCAUCGACCGAUCGGUGAGCCUUCAGAGAAGACGUUUAAUAAUAUCAAACAAUAAGUCUAUUCAAUUUGAGAACGUCCAAUUAAUAAAUCGUGUAUUUGGCAAAAUAAUAAACGUUUAAUAUCACUUUGCAUGCACUCGGAUCUCACUUUUAUUACUCUAUUGUGAACGUUGUAAUCGCCCACGGGCAAUGAAUGAAGAAGCGAAUGGCGUAAUUAUUAAAAAUUGUCCUGCGACAGCCUUACGAUUCGCGUCAACCUGUCGAUGCAAUGUCAGGCAAAUGAGAGCAAUGAGAGUGAAUCUCUAUGGACUCUUAAUUCUUACAAUAAUUACGCAAUUUCACUCGUAUGUAUUCGUACGGAGCACUUUGAGAUUGAAAAAAUAUGUUUGUGCAAUAAGUUGAUAUUUUAGGUUAAGGUUUUGCCACGGAGCGUUCCGAUACACGUUUGCAAAUAUCUGUAAUAUAUAGAAUAUAUAUCUCUUAUUGAAUGAAAAAGUGAAAACGUUUGGUUUACGAAGCCACCUAUUCCACCUAUUCCACCUAGGAAUUCUUUUUUAACUCCGUUAAGGCGUACAAAACUCGUAGUUGAAAGGCGGUCGUAGUGAAUGAUGAAAGGUGAGGUCCUGCGUUCCCUAGGUCAUCCUGUCAUGCUCCGAACUGAUGUGUGCCUGAACUGAUGUUGAGCAAUGUUUAACAGAAUAAAAGAGUAUAUUAAUAUAUUGUAAAUAAAAUAUCUAAAUAACA